This is a messenger RNA of Aegilops tauschii subsp. strangulata, 996 nucleotides long. The record is from RefSeq and is a predicted model, not a curated record. NCBI's taxonomy places the organism in Eukaryota, Viridiplantae, Streptophyta, Magnoliopsida, Poales, Poaceae.
AUGAGCGACAACUUCCCGAAGCUCCAGGUGCUCCACCGCACCCGAAAGGAGAAGCUGGACUCCAGAGCCGCAGUUGUCGAUGCAGUAGAGGCAGAUCUAAAGAAGUGUGUUGAGCAGAUGCAGUUUUGGUUCGAUGAGGCCUGGCAAGAGCUGAAGACUAGCCGGGAGCAGCUGGGCCAACUUUGGGACAAGCUUCUUUUGAAGCAGUCCGACGUUGAGAAGGCACAAGAGGAGGCUGCUCAACAGGCCACCAAGCAAGAUGCCCAGCUAAGGGAACGCCGCGUCCUGCUUGAUGCUCACGAAGAGGACCUUGCCGCUCACGAGGAAGCACUUGCCGCCAAGCUCCGCGGCAAGGAUGAAGAAGUUGAAAAGCUCGUCGCGCAGCAGACCCAAGGGCUAGAGCAGGAGCACAAGGAAGCGUUUGAUGCCCUGGUGCUAGACCACGUCGGCAAGCUGAAGGAAGCUGUCAAUGCCGCCGAAGCUGCAGAGGCCACCAAGAAUGACCUGGCCGGGAAGGUGGGGAAGCUAGAGGCGGAUCUGGAGAAGCUCGGCAAGGAGAUCUCGACGCUCAAAAGCGACAGAGAGAAAACCAUGUAUACCUUGGCAGAGUUGCAAACUACCAUCUCCAACAAGACCCAACAGCUCUCCUCCGCCAAUGACACCAUUGGCGAUCUAAAGCUGAAGCUGACCACUCUGAAGGAGUCCCUUGAGGGCAGCAGGGCUCGUGAGAAGACCCUGGCUAAGGACCUCCAGGAGGAGAAGCAACUGCUUGAGAGUGUCGCUGCCACCUACAAUGAUUAUGUGAAAGGCGUGGGGAUCUGGACUGAGCACCUCAUCGACGUCGCAGAGAGGCUCACCAAACAACUGUCCAUCAUGGGCCUGUCGAAUUUCAGGUUUCCCCACAAGGAGAUGGUGACUUCGAGCACCAGACAGACCAUGUUCUUUGAGGCCCUCCUGGAUGCCCUGAAGCUGCUCCACUCCAGCCGAGCAACCUAG